Messenger RNA from Populus trichocarpa (black cottonwood), 4064 nucleotides. Its product is annotated as topless-related protein 3. Gene Ontology annotation, biological process: regulation of DNA-templated transcription. The record is from RefSeq and is a predicted model, not a curated record. The transcript is spliced from 25 exons. Lineage: Eukaryota; Viridiplantae; Streptophyta; Magnoliopsida; Malpighiales; Salicaceae. The coding region runs from base 213 to 3590 and encodes 1125 amino acids. Gene Ontology annotation, molecular function: protein binding.
UACAACGCAUCGAAGAUAGCGAGGCCAAGUCUCUUUUAUCCUCUCUCUCUCUCUCAAGAAACGCAGCCUUGAAACCCUAGAAGUUGCCUCGAUUUCCGUUCUCUGCAUAGGUUCAAUUAAGCUCCGAGUCGCCUAAUCUUGCUUAAUUAAGCGUAGAUUUGGUAGUAAUUAGCGUGUAUGCAGAGCUAGUUUGAUUGAUCGAUCGAAAGAAAAUGUCGUCUUUGAGUAGAGAAUUGGUGUUUCUCAUACUUCAGUUUCUUGAAGAAGAGAAAUUCAAGGAGUCUGUCCACAAGCUCGAGAAGGAAUCGGGGUUUUACUUCAACAUGAAGUAUUUCGAGGAGAAAGUGCUGGCUGGAGAAUGGGAUGAAGUUGAAAAGUACUUAGCGGGUUUUACCAAAGUUGAUGAUAACAGAUACUCAAUGAAGAUAUUUUUUGAAAUCAGGAAACAGAAGUAUCUUGAAGCGCUUGAUAGGCAAGACAAGGCGAAAGGUGUUGAAAUUUUAGUGAGCGAUUUGAAGGUAUUCUCGACAUUUAAUGAGGAACUGUACAAAGAAAUCACUCAGCUUUUAACUCUUAACAAUUUCAGGGAAAAUGAGCAACUAUCCAAGUAUGGCGACACUAAAACAGCUCGUAGCAUUAUGUUGGUAGAGUUAAAAAAGCUUAUUGAAGCAAAUCCUCUCUUUCGUGAUAAGCUUGCGUUUCCUACCUUGAAGUCAUCUCGAUUGAGGACCCUAAUCAAUCAGAGUUUGAACUGGCAGCACCAGUUAUGCAAGAAUCCAAGGCCGAACCCAGACAUUAAGACUUUAUUCACAGACCACACAUGUUCACCUAUGAAUGGUCCUCUUGCUGCUGCACCUGUCAAUCUUCCAGUCGCUGCUGCUGCUGCAAAGCCUGCUGCAUAUACUCCUCUUGGGGCUCAUGGUCCCUUUCCAGCUACUGGUGCAGCAGCUAAUACUAGUGCUUUAGCCAGUUGGAUGGCAAAUACUUCCGCUUCUUCAUCUGUCCAAGCAGCUGUUGUUACUGCAUCGUCAAUUCCUAUUCCACAAAAUCAAGUUCCAGUCUUGAAACGUCCAAGAACACCACCAACCGCCCUGGGCAUCGUUGAUUAUCAGAAUCCUGAUCAUGAACUAAUUAAACGUCUCCGGCCUGCCCAAUCUGUUGAAGAGGUCACAUAUCCAGCAUCUAGACAACAUGCAUCUUGGUCUCUGGAAUACCUGCCAAGGACAGUAGCUUUUUCCUUGCAUCCAGGGUCAGCUGUCAUGAGCAUGGAUUUUCACCCUUCUCACCACACAUUGCUUCUUGUUGGUUCUGUUAAUGGUGAAAUUACACUUUGGGAACUCAUCUCACGGGAGAGGUUGUUUUCGAAGCCCUUCAAGAUUUGGGACAUGUCAGCUUGUUCAUUGCAAUUUCAGGCGUCUGGUUUCAAGGAUGCCUCAAUUUCUGUUACCCGUGUUGCAUGGAGUCCUGAUGGAAAUUUUGUGGGGGCUGCAUUUAAUAAACACUUGAUUCACUUGUAUGCUUAUAAUGGACCAAAUGAUCUGCGCCAGCAUUUAGAGAUUGAUGCCCAUGUUGGUGGUGUGAAUGAUUUGGCUUUUGCUCAUCCAAACAAACAACUAUGUGUGGUCACCUGUGGAGAUGACAAGCUAAUAAAGGUGUGGGAUUUAACAGGACGGAAGCUGUUUAAUUUUGGAGGUCAUGAGGCACCGGUUUAUAACAUUUGUCCACACCACAAAGAGAACAUCCAGUUCAUAUUCUCUACUGCUAUUGAUGGGAAAAUAAAGGCCUGGCUAUAUGACAAUAUGGGAUCUAGAGUUGACUACGAUGCUCCUGGCCGGUGGUGUACUACGAUGCUUUACAGCACUGAUGGCAGUAGGCUGUUCUCUUGUGGAACAAGUAAAGAUGGAGAAUCUUAUCUGGUCGAAUGGAAUGAAAGUGAAGGAUCGAUAAAGAGGAGUUUUGUUGGGUUCAGAAAGAAAUCAGCAGGUGUUGUGCAGUUUGACACUACCCAAAACCACUUUUUGGCUGCUGGUGAUGAUGGUCAGAUAAAGUUUUGGGAUAUGGAGAAUACCAAUGUCCUCACAAGCACAGAUGCAGAUGGGGGGUUGCAGACUCUUCCUCGCCUGAGAUUCAACAGGGAAGGGAAUCUUCUCGCUGUUUCCACAGCAGACAAUGGAUUCAAGAUACUUGCAAAUGCUGCUGGUCUCAGAUCAUUGAGAGCAGUUGAAACUCAAUCUUUUGAAGCAUUGAGAUCACCUAUGGAAUCUGCUGCUAUCAAGGUUUCUGGUGCUUCUAGCAUCGCAAAUGCCAGUCCAGUGAACUGUAAAGUGGAAAGGAACUCUCCCGUCAGGCCUUCUCCAAUUCUUAAUGGAGUUGAUCCUUUGAAUAGAAGCAUGGAAAAACCAAGAACUGUGGAUGAUGUAAUUGAUAAAACAAAACCAUGGCAAUUGGCUGAAAUUGCAGAUCCCAGCGAGUGUAGAUUAGUUACCUUGCCUGAGAGCGCAGAUACCUCCAGCAAGGUUGUUCGUCUUCUAUAUACAAAUUCUGGUGUUGGCAUGUUGGCUCUAGGAGCAAAUGGUAUUCAGAAGCUUUGGAAGUGGCCACGCAAUGAACAAAAUCCAAGUGGAAAGGCCACCGCCAGUGUUGCUCCACAGCAUUGGCAACCAAACAGUGGCCUUCUUAUGACUAAUGAUGUCUCAGGUGUCAACCUUGAAGAAGCAGUCCCAUGCAUAGCUCUCUCAAAGAAUGACUCAUAUGUAAUGUCAGCCACUGGUGGGAAGGUUUCACUGUUUAACAUGAUGACAUUCAAGGUGAUGACAACUUUCAUGUCCCCUCCCCCUGCUUCAACCUUUCUAGCAUUCCAUCCCCAGGAUAACAAUAUCAUAGCCAUUGGAAUGGAGGAUUCAACUAUCCACAUAUACAAUGUUAGAGUGGAUGAGGUGAAAUCAAAAUUAAAGGGUCACCAGAAGCGAGUAACUGGUUUAGCCUUUUCCACCAAUCUUAAUAUCUUGGUAUCAUCAGGUGCUGAUGCACAGCUUUGCAUCUGGAGCAUUGAUACAUGGGAGAAGAGAAAAUCAGUUGCUAUUCAAAUUCCUGCAGGAAAGUCACCUACUGGUGACACCCGUGUACAGUUCCACUCUGAUCAGACUCGCUUGCUUGUGAUUCAUGAGACUCAGUUGGCAAUAUAUGAUGCCUCCAAGAUGGAGCGUAUCCGUCAGUGGGUACCACAAGAUGCUGUUUCUGCACCCAUAUCUUAUGCAGCAUACUCUUGCAACAGUCAAUUGAUUUAUGCUACAUUCUGUGAUGGUAACAUUGGAGUGUUUGAUGCUGAUAGCCUGAGGCUUAGAUGCCGAAUUGCCCCCUCAGUAUACAACGGGAGCCAAACUGUGUACCCACUAGUUGUUGCUACGCAUCCACUCGACCCAAACCAGUUAGCCUUGGGGUUGACAGAUGGAUCUGUUAAGGUGAUAGAACCCACCGAAUCAGAAGGGAAGUGGGGAACGAGUCCGCCUGUAGAUAAUGGGGUGCUAAAUGGUAGGACGACAUCAUCAUCUACUACAAGCAACCACACGCUAGAUCAGUUGCAAAGAUAAGAAUCCUUGCAGUGUGCAUUGUAUUUGCAUAUGGGCAUCUGUAAUUCAUCAACAUAGAAUUUAGUUCCUUAGUCCCUCCCCCUCAUAUGUCCCUUAUCAAAGGUUAGAUACACAACAUUCUUGUAUACUUGUCUAGUUAGCUCUAGUUACUUGAUUUUCUCCCCUUUUUUUUCUCAUUUUCCCCUACGUAUUUGCCCAUCUAAACAUGUCUUGUAUCCAUAAUUUCUGUCCUUUUCUCCCUUAAUAAACUCAUUUGUGAUUGUGAACACGGUUGCUGCGCAUACUCAUGGGAGUGGACGUGGGAAGGAAAUCUAGAAGUUCAAAACUUGAGUGGCAGGGUUAAAGCUUCAGCAUGACUAGUUUUUGUUUCUGUUUCAUUUUCUUAUAUCUGUAAGAAUUCAUAACAGUGAUACGAACAGGUAAAUUCCUGACAGGUUAUGGGUCAAAAUUGGUGAGUGCUCUAAAUUUCAAGCA